AUGGCGCAAAAAGGCCAACAAAUCGAUCUCACCUCCCUCACUACCGCCCAAUUAUCCCAAGUCAAGAAACAACUCGACGACGAACUCGAACAUCUCACCUCUUCCUUCCAACAACUUCGCGCUGCGCAGAGUAAAUUUAGAGAAUGUCUGAGAAGUAUUGGUACCGGUGUUGGAAAGGCUGUUGAGGGCAAACCAAUUCUCGUACCUCUCACAACAUCCCUCUACGUUCCCGGCGAAUUAGCAGAUACCGAGAAUGUAAUUGUAGAUGUCGGAACUGGUUUCUAUGUUGAAAAGAAUACCAAAGAUGCAACCAAAUUCUACGAAGCAAAAGUUGAAGAAAUUGGAACCAAUUUGAAGGAUUUAGAAAUUAUAGUCAACAACAAAUCAAAUAGUCUACGCGUGGUUGAAGAUGUUUUACGCCAGAAAGUUCUUAGCUCAACUCCAGGUGCUGAUUCAGCUUCAACAUCUUGA
Botrytis byssoidea is the source of this 471-nucleotide messenger RNA. RefSeq lists its product as uncharacterized. The record is from RefSeq and is a predicted model, not a curated record. NCBI's taxonomy places the organism in Eukaryota, Fungi, Ascomycota, Leotiomycetes, Helotiales, Sclerotiniaceae. The transcript has 5 exons. Gene Ontology annotation, biological process: protein folding; regulation of DNA-templated transcription. Bases 1 to 471 code for a protein of 156 amino acids. Gene Ontology annotation, cellular component: prefoldin complex; cytoplasm.